Messenger RNA from Carcharodon carcharias (great white shark), 2121 nucleotides. It is a transcript of the gene rbm17, whose product is annotated as RNA binding motif protein 17. Bases 19 to 1242 code for a protein of 407 amino acids. Gene Ontology annotation, molecular function: RNA binding. The record is from RefSeq and is a predicted model, not a curated record. The transcript is spliced from 11 exons. Gene Ontology annotation, cellular component: precatalytic spliceosome. Lineage: Eukaryota; Metazoa; Chordata; Chondrichthyes; Lamniformes; Lamnidae. Gene Ontology annotation, biological process: mRNA cis splicing, via spliceosome; alternative mRNA splicing, via spliceosome.
CUGUAAAGAGAAAGCACAAUGUCUCUCUACGACGACUUGGGUGUGGAAACUAGUGACUCAAAGACAGAGGGCUGGUCAAAAAACUUCAAACUCCUUCAGUCUCAGCUGCAAGUGAAGAAAGCGACGCUUACACAAGCGAAGACCCAACGUUCAAAGCAGAGCACAGUUUUAGCUCCAGUCAUAGACCUAAAGCGAGGCAGCUCUGGGGAUGACAGACAGAUUAUUGACACGCCACCUCAUAUAGCAUCUGGUUUAAAGGACCCUGUACCAAGUGGAUUCUCUACAGGAGAGGUCUUGAUCCCACUGGCCGAUGAGUAUGAUCCCAUGUACCCAAAUGACUAUGAGAAAGUAGUGAAACGGCAGCGUGAGGACAGACAAAGACAGCGGGAGCUGGAACGACAGAAAGAAAUUGAAGAAAGAGAAAAGCGUAGGAAAGAGAGACAUGAACAACCUAGUGGGUUCUCGAGAAGACCAGAUCCAGACUCGGAUGAAGAUGACGAUGAAAGAGAAAAAGAAAGGCGGAAAAGAAGUAUGGGAGGAGCAGCGAUUGCCCCACCUUCAUCACUUGUUGAAAAGGACAAAGAACUCAUUCCACCUUUCCAGUAUGAGGAUGAAUCCAGACCUCGCAGUGCACCGAGCAAGGCUGCGAUUCCCCCUCCAAUCUAUGAAGAGCCGGAGAGACCACGAUCCCCACCUGGUCCCACCAACUCCUUCAUUGCAAACAUGGGUGGCACAGUGGCGCACAAAAUUAUGCAGAAAUAUGGCUUCCGCGAGGGGCAAGGCCUAGGGAAACACGAACAAGGGUUGAGCACAGCACUGUCAGUGGAGAAGACAAGCAAACGAGGAGGAAAGAUUAUUGUCGGUGAUAGUGCAGAAAAAGUGGAAAUGCCUGCCACUACCAAGAAAUCAGAAGCAAACCCACUGACAGAGAUCUUGAAAAAUCCCACAAAAGUGGUCUUAUUGCGGAACAUGGUCGGGGCUGGAGAAGUCGAUGAUGACCUGGAAGGUGAAACCAAGGAGGAGUGUGAAAAGUAUGGAAAAGUGUCCAAAUGUGUCAUAUUCGAGAUUCCUGGGGCACCUGAUGAUGAGGCAGUCAGGAUAUUUGUGGAAUUUGAGCGGGUAGAGUCUGCAAUUAAAGCUGUUGUUGACCUGAAUACAAGAUACUUUGGUGGCAGAGUGGUGAAGGCCUGUUUCUACAAUCUGGAUAAAUUCCGUCAACUGGACCUCGGUGACCUUUUCUAAAAACACAAGUGAAAGUAUUGCAUCCAUCGGCUGUCUGCAUGUGGUGUAAACAGUACCCCAAGUGUGAAGUUGCAAAGAAAGGGAAGGACGAAUUAUAAUUAAUUCUGAAAUGACAUAACCAUCUUUAAACUGUAGCCAGUAAUUAUAUUUCUCCUUCUUUCAUAUCCGCGAGAUCAGAUAUUCUUUCUUCUGAGGGGUGCACAGUUGGUUUGGAUUUAACAUCAAAGUCACCGUGAAUUAAUGCUUAGGUGGCCAGUAUGACACUUUCCUAAUAUGCUUGUUUCCCUUUGUUUGGGAGGAUGUUUCCGAUACUAGAGCUGCUUUAUAGUAUUUUCCAACAGAAUUUACUUUGAAACGCGUGUCUCCAAACUACUUGAGUUUUUCUGUCAAGUAUACCGACUUGUUGGUGGAUGGUAACCUGAUCGGUAGACAAAUGCAUUUUUAGAAAAUACAUUCUUUCAUCAGCUUGAGCUCCUCCGGAUUUUAUUGAAAGGGCUGGUGACGGGUGACAUUAUUCCCACCUAUUCAGUCAAUCCUUCUCUUCAUCCAUUUUCGACACGUGACAGAAUUUGUAAAAUGUUACACUUACUCGGUUUUCAGUGAAGUGAUUUGAUUCUGAAGAAAGUAAUUAUAUUGGAAACAUUACUUGUGUGCUCAUAAAAUAUGGAUAUUCAGUUGGAGGCAUUGAGACGUCUUGUUUAGUUGUCAUUCUUUUUCUGUUCAGAAUUCAUAUUCAGCUGGUUGUGCAACCAUCUUGACAAAAAGCAAAGUAGUGACAGAAAACCUUAAAUUGUAAUAAUUUCUGUAAAUUAAGUUGUGUUUUAAGUACUGGAUUUUGUCAUCUUUUCACAGUGGUUAUGAUAAACAGUUUUAUUAUGA